AUGGGUAGAUCCAAUUUCUCCCAAAGUCGAUGGCGACAAGCUGCAUCUUACUUCGCAAUUGCAGCCUUCUCGACCUUUCUAAUCAAUUUAAUUUUCACUCUCUGGGCGAGCAUUCAGAAACGUGAUACCAUCAGUGACGGCGUCGGUAUUCUCCUUGAUACGAAUUGUUCAACCAUCAGAAUGCUGAAUACCGGGAUCCAUAUUUUGAUCAACGUUCUUGGCAUCAUUCUUCUUGCAGGUAGUAAUUACUGUAUGCAGUGCUUGGUGGCACCAACCCGACCAGAGAUCGACGAUGCACACGCAAGACAACGUUGGCUCGAUGUCGGGGUUGCUAGUGUUCGAAACUUUAGGAGCAUAACAUGGAAGAAGAAGAUUGUCUGGGUUUUACUUGCAGCUUCAUCCCUUCCAUUGCAUCUGGUGUACAACUCUAUCGUCUUCAGCUCGACCUCGGUGAACAACUACAGCGUCCUGAAUACGAAUGCGUACAUUUCAAAGAACAAAACCGAAAGCACAGUCAGCAGCGCUGAGUGGAAGAGCAUAUACGCAGGCUUUCUUGGCGACAACGUGGAGAGAAUGGAUGCGACACCUUGUAUGGACGCUUAUCGAGUCGCCUUCCAGUCCUCGCGAGGAAAUUUACUCAUUGUCUCUGAUGACAAGAAGGACGAAAAUCGCACGUCCGAGGUCUUUGAUAUUUCGGGAUACCCAUAUAUAUGGAUGUGCGGCCAAUCCAGCCAAAAGAUGGCCAGCAUACUCGCUGGCAACUCGACAUGCGAAGAUUAUCUACGCGAAUUGCGGGCCAAGUCGGAAGGCUGGAAGCCGCUAGGCUCAAGCGUCAAGGAAUGCUACAGCCAAAAGACUGAAGAGCAUUGCAAGCUCAUCUUCAGCAGCACCCUCUGCUGGACUGUGACGGCUUUCAACCUUGCCAAAGGCGUCUUGAUGCUCUUCGUCGCCUUCGGGAUGGGUGAGGAAGAUCCUCUGAUGACCAUCGGAGAUGCAGUGGCCUCUUUCCUCGAGAAUCAGGACGAGUCGACUGCAGAUAUGUGCCUCAAGUCGAAGGACCACUUUGUUGCUCAACAUUGGUCCAAAGGUCCGAUACAAUAUGAUCUCAAACAGCAACGGAAGUCUGUCGCGGUCACGCCUGGAGGGUGGUUUAUGUGUUUCUUGUUGUACUUUGGACUGAUUAUCGCCUGUGCAAGCUUGCUGGUUGGAGGCCUGAAUCACAUGUCUGGUGGCGGCGAUAUUAUCAAGCUUGGACUCGGCGCCAUGCAGACCAAUACCAUUCUGAACAAGGGCGACCUGGGCCAAGAAUCUAUACUUGCCAAUAUUCUGCUUGUCAAUACGCCUCAGAUUGUUCUUUCGCUCAUUUACUUCACUUACAAUGCCCAAUACACCAACAUAUCCCUGAUUACUGAAUGGGACAGGUUCGGCAACGAUAACGAGGCAAAGAGCCUUCGCGUCUCGUCGACACGCAAAGGGGACCAGCGAGAUACCUACUUCCUUCAACUGCCGUACCGCUACUCACUCCCUCUUGUAACAUUCUCAGGUGGACUUCACUGGCUCAUUUCUCAGAGCUUCUUUCUCGUCAACCUAGAGGUAUAUGUUCCUUCAGCUGAUGACAAGUCUAUGGUACGAUUAGUAGAGGGUAACUCCUUUGCCGGCGUGACAGCCUGCGGAUGGUCACCACUCGGGGUCUUGUGCGUUCUCGUGGUAAUCAUCGUCAUGAUGGGCUUUCUCAUCGUCGCGGAGAGACGUCGUUUGCGAUUCGGGGUCAUGCCAGUGGCGGGCAGCUGUAGCGCGGCCAUAUCUGCUGCUUGUCACCCUGACUCGGACGAGGGAAAUACGUGGGAGAAGACUCUGCAAUGGGGCGUGGUAGAUUCAUCUGCCGUCGGGCACUGUUCUUUUUCUUCUGGAUCAGUCUCGGCGCCAGUUCGUGGUCGUUUAUACUCGUGAGCAACGUUAUGUCCUUGGGAUGCGUGGGAUAGGGGGCAUGAAAGCUUUGAGGUCAAUGGCCUCAAAAACCGAAGAUGAUCUAACUAAAACAAUAUUGAAUGGGCCGCAAAACAAGAUCC
Colletotrichum phormii is the source of this 2069-nucleotide messenger RNA. RefSeq lists its product as uncharacterized. The transcript is spliced from 3 exons. The coding region runs from base 1 to 1950 and encodes 649 amino acids. The record is from RefSeq and is a predicted model, not a curated record. NCBI's taxonomy places the organism in Eukaryota, Fungi, Ascomycota, Sordariomycetes, Glomerellales, Glomerellaceae.